AAAAAAGGGAAAAUUGCGAUUCUAGCGGAUGACUUUCUUCGAAAGCCGCCGGUGUGGCGUACCUCAGCUUCAACCAAUUCUAAGUAGCCCAAUUCUAAUUUGCAGAAUUCAAUGAGCACCAUCUUCUUCUUCGGGUGAUACCUGUUAAGUAAUUAAGGCUUAGCAGAUAAUGCCUGGCCCGGGACCUCACCUCAUGUACGCCAUGGGCACCGGUCUAGCACUCACUACUUUGACCGACGGCCGCUUCACCCCCCAUCACACCCUCACCUACACCAUCAAUGCCUUUUUUGGUCCUGAUAUUGGCUCUUUCUCCGAAUGGCUCGGCUCUAACCUUGGUUCAUUUGCUCAGCCUUUCGGCUCUGCGCUAGCUGACUAUAUCCACGACCCCUUCUACUAUGUCUUCAUUCUGGGCUUUCCCUUGUGUGUUUUAUACUCUUGGGUCUCAAGAAUUUUGCUUCAAAGGAAGAUUCUUGAUUCAGUCUCUGGGGUGCCCCUUUCGAGGAGGCAGUGCUUAUUUCUGGUGGCUGCCGGGUGUUUAUCACACUUUUUCCUAGAUCAUUUGUUUGAGGAAAAUGGACAUUCAUCAGUGUAUACCUGGAUAUUGAGCACUGGUUGGUGGAAAAAUCGAGCACCCAUCAAUCCAGAUUCAGUUUUUGUGGUUGGCUUCCUAUGCAGUUGCUUAAUUGGAGGCUUUAUUUACAUCAACAGGGUAAAAUCCAUAAAGUUCUCUAGAAAGGAAUCACACCUAUCAUUAAAACUUAUUAUUAUCAUAGCAAGCCUCUAUUGCUUGUGGUGUGCGACCCAAAUAUACUGGGUGAAUCCUCGUAGGCCUGCAGUUGGUGAAGAGGCUGAUCUUGGAGUGCUUGUAUUUCUUGCUACUUACUUCUUUCUUCCUCAUUGUCUUUGCGUUAUUUCUGUGAAUCCUAAAGAUCAUGACAUGCAGCAACUUCCACUAUAAACACAAACAUAAUCACAUAGGUAACUUGGAAGAAAGUCAAGUGUUGCAAUUUCUGUUCCCUGCAUGCUAUCUUGUAUGCUAGAAUUCAUCUCUCUUCAUUAUUAGGUAUCUUAUUUACUAAAUAUGCAUAAUUGGUUCAUUUGGCACAUUCAUAAGCUGCUGUUUUCCUUUUUGUUUUUCUCCUGAUGCACCUUUGAAAGCAUAAAUAACAUUUGAGAGUCAUCCAAUCCAGUGCCAUUGUGAUGGAGCAUCAAACAGUGCCCCUCAGCGGGAUGCAAUCUUUGUUUUGAUAAUUUUUAUCGUCUGCGGAUAAGUGGAAAAUCUCCUUGGCUACGUUUGGAAAGAACAUGAUUCAAAGAUGUAUUGUAAUUGCAAUUACUUAAAAUUUAUUAUAGUGCAUUGCCAAUUAGAUCAUGUAAUCUCUGUUGCUUUGAAUAAUUUAUUUUAUGAUCAUAAUUAUUUUGUA
Manihot esculenta (cassava) is the source of this 1424-nucleotide messenger RNA. RefSeq lists its product as uncharacterized. Bases 170 to 958 code for a protein of 262 amino acids. The record is from RefSeq and is a predicted model, not a curated record. The transcript is spliced from 4 exons. NCBI's taxonomy places the organism in Eukaryota, Viridiplantae, Streptophyta, Magnoliopsida, Malpighiales, Euphorbiaceae.